AUGUCGAAGAAACCUCUUCGAUCGCAAGCAAGAAAUAUUGUUUUCAAUGUUUAUCAAAGAAUACUUGAUCGACAAGGUGCAGAACAUACACAAUCAUCGAUAUUGAGCCAUGUGCAAGCGUUGACUGGGAUUUCUAAUACUAUCAUAAGACGAAUUGUUGCUGAAAGCAGAUCUAACAGAGAAGUAUUUAGUACGCCCGGUAAAAAGAGGAAAGGUGGCAAAAAACAAAUAAACUUGGAUAGUUUUGAUUUAGUUUGGAUCAGAAACAAGAUGAAUGAGUUUUACACUGUACGAAAAGAAAUACCCACUGUCAUAAAAUUGCUACAAAUUCUUCGGGAGGAAAUCAAUUUCAAUGGAGGAAGAGAAUCAUUAAGACUUAUUUUGAGACAUCGGAUUCGAAUUUGUGAAGUGUCAAUCAAAAAGGAUUAUUUUAAUGGGGCGACAUGA
Molecule: messenger RNA, 447 nt
Organism: Pieris macdunnoughi
Lineage: Eukaryota; Metazoa; Arthropoda; Insecta; Lepidoptera; Pieridae
Source: the annotation of a GenBank genome assembly